Molecule: messenger RNA, 2412 nt
Organism: Penicillium argentinense
Lineage: Eukaryota; Fungi; Ascomycota; Eurotiomycetes; Eurotiales; Aspergillaceae
Gene: ade1
Product: bifunctional aminoimidazole ribotide synthase/glycinamide ribotide synthase
Exons: 2
Coding region: 1-2412 (803 amino acids)
Biological process (GO): 'de novo' IMP biosynthetic process; adenine biosynthetic process
Cellular component (GO): cytosol
Molecular function (GO): metal ion binding; phosphoribosylamine-glycine ligase activity; ATP binding
Source: RefSeq, a predicted model, not a curated record
AUGGCUUCGGAACAAUUGCGCAUCCUCAUUGUCGGCAAUGGUGGCCGUGAACAUGCUCUGGCUUGGAAGCUGAGCGAAUCACCCCUUGUCGACAUCAUCUACGUCGCUCCCGGAAACGGCGGCACUGGUCUUGGUGUCUCCAGCAAGAUCGCCAAUGCCAACGUCAAGGGCGAUGACUACCCCGGCCUUGUGGCCUUUGCGCAUAAGAACCAAGUCAACCUGGUCGUCCCGGGCCCCGAGGCUCCUCUGGUUGACGGUAUUCAGGGUUACUUCCAGGCUGUCGGCAUCCGAUGCUUCGGUCCCUCCAAGGCUGCUGCCCGCAUGGAGGGCUCGAAGACCUUCUCCAAGGACUUCAUGCACCGUCACCAGAUCCCCACCGCUGAGUUUGGAAAUUUCUCCGACUACGAAUCCGCCGCCAAGUACCUCGACUCUGUCAACCACAACGUUGUGAUUAAGGCCGAUGGUCUGGCCGGUGGAAAGGGUGUCAUAAUCCCCACCACCAAGGAGGAGGCGCACCAGGCCCUGCGCGAGAUGAUGCUUGAGCACCAGUUCGGCAAGGCUGGUGACGAGGUUGUCAUCGAGGAGUUCAUGGAGGGUGAUGAGCUGAGCGUGCUUACCUUCAGUGAUGGCUACACCAUUCGCUCUCUGCCCCCGGCGCAGGACCACAAGCGCAUCUUCGACGGUGACCAGGGCCCCAACACUGGUGGUAUGGGCUGCUAUGCGCCUACUCGCAUUGCGCCUAAGGAGGUCCGCGAGGAGAUUGAUCGUACUAUCAUCCAGCCUUCCAUUGAUGGCAUGCGCCGGGAUGGUAUGCCAUUUGUCGGUAUCCUCUUCACCGGUCUCAUGAUGACCAAGAACGGACCUAAGGUCCUCGAGUACAACGUCCGCGGUGGUGACCCCGAGACCCAGACUCUCCUGCCGCUGCUGAGCAAGGACACCGAUCUGGCUCAGAUCAUGGUCGCCUGUACCGAGCACUGGCUAGACGGCGUCUCCGUCAAGGUCGAGGACAACUACUCUACCACCGUCGUCGCCGUUGCUGGCGGCUACCCUGGCUCCUACGCCAAGGGCAAGGCCAUUACUCUGGACCCUGCUCCUGCUGGCACUCUCAUUUUCCACGCCGGUACCACCCUGUCCGGUAAUGAGCUUCAGACCUCCGGUGGCCGUGUGAUUGCUGCCACUGCCACCGCUCCUACUCUCGAGGAGGCUGUUUCCAAAAGCUACGAGGGCGUUGCCACCAUCCACUUCGAGGGCAUGUUCUACCGCAAAGACAUUGCUCACCGUGCAUUCCGUCAAACCGCCGACACCUCCCUCACCUACGCCCAAGCCGGUGUCUCCAUUGAUGCCGGUAAUGAGCUAGUCAACCGCAUCAAGAGCUCCGUCGCCCGCACCAAGCGUCCCGGCACUGACGCCGUCAUCGGUGGUUUUGGUGGCCUCUUCUCUCUUCCCGCUGCCAACUCUGAAUACCACCCUCACUCGCCGACUCUCAUUGGCGCCAUUGAUGGCGUCGGCACCAAGCUGAAGAUUGCCCACGCUGUUGGCAUCCACGACACCGUCGGUGUUGAUCUCGUCGCCAUGAACGUCAACGACCUCGUCGUCCAGGGUGCUGAGCCCCUCUUCUUCCUGGACUGCUACUCCUGUGGCCACCUGGACGUCCCUACUGCCACUGCCUUCGUGACUGGUGUCGCUGAGGGCUGCGUUCAAGCCGGCUGCGCCUUGAUCGGUGGUGAAACCGCCGAGAUGCCCGGUCUCUUCGUGGACAACAGCUACGACGCUGUCGGUGCCGCCGUCGGUGCCAUCAACACCACUGGCGACCACGCACGCAAGAUCCUGCCUCACACCGAUAACAUGCGUGCCGGUGACGUUCUUCUUGCCCUUGGCUCUUCGGGCCCCCAUUCGAAUGGAUAUUCUCUCGUCCGCAAGAUCGUCGAGCGUGCUGGUCUGAGCUACACCGACCCUGCUCCCUUCUCUAUGCCCGGCCAAUCCUCCAACCUCUCCGUCGGCGCCGCCCUCCUCACCCCUACCCGCAUCUACGUCAAGCCUAUCCUUCACGCCCUCUCUUCCCACCCCACCGCUAUCAAGGGUCUCGCUCACAUCACCGGUGGCGGUCUCGUUGAGAACGUCCCCCGUAUGCUUCCCGCUACUCUGACUGCCCAGAUUGACGUUAGCACCUGGGCCCAGCCCUCUGUCUUCUCCUGGCUUCAACGUGCGGGUAACGUCUCUGCUGCGGAGAUGGCCCGUGCUUUCAACUGCGGUAUUGGUAUGAUCAUCGCCGUUGAUGCUGCCUCUGAGACUGCUGUCCGCCAGAGCUUUGAGGAGAAGGGUGAGACUGUCUACCGCAUUGGUGAGCUUCGGGCUCGUGCUGAGGGUGAAGAGGGCUGUGUCCUCUCCGGAUUGGAGUCUUGGAGCGCAUAG